Malassezia japonica is the source of this 462-nucleotide messenger RNA. RefSeq names its product U1 small nuclear ribonucleoprotein C (gene YHC1). Lineage: Eukaryota; Fungi; Basidiomycota; Malasseziomycetes; Malasseziales; Malasseziaceae. Gene Ontology annotation, biological process: spliceosomal snRNP assembly; mRNA splicing, via spliceosome; mRNA 5'-splice site recognition. The transcript has 5 exons. The record is from RefSeq and is a predicted model, not a curated record. Gene Ontology annotation, molecular function: pre-mRNA 5'-splice site binding; zinc ion binding. Bases 1 to 462 code for a protein of 153 amino acids. Gene Ontology annotation, cellular component: U1 snRNP; nucleus.
AUGGGGAAGCACUAUUGCGACUAUUGUGACGUGUUCCUUACGCACGACUCGACGUCGGUGCGCAAGGCCCAUAACUGCGGCAGGAACCAUCUGCAGAAUGUGCGCGACUAUUAUGCAUCCCUUCCGCCGUACGAGAUCCAGGGAGUGGUGGAUACGUUGAUGAAGGACUACCAAAAGCGGGGAUACCCGCCGCCUCUUGAGCUCCUGGGGCCGUACGGGCGCCCGCCGCCGAUGGUGCGCCCGCCGCUGGGACAGGGACCGAUCACCACGCCGCCGCCGCCGCUGCCGACAGGCGCCGUGCCGACGGUGCCCCCGCCGUCAGUGCGCCCGCCGAUCACGGUGCCUCCGCCGAAUAUGAGCGUGCCCCCGCCGAAUAUGAGCGUGCCCCCGCCCAACUUCGCCCAGCCGCCGCCCAACUUCUCCCAGCCUCCGCCGAGCGUCGCGCGCCCACCGGCGCACUGA